Messenger RNA from Toxotes jaculatrix (banded archerfish), 2553 nucleotides. Its product is annotated as extracellular calcium-sensing receptor-like. Gene Ontology annotation, cellular component: membrane. NCBI's taxonomy places the organism in Eukaryota, Metazoa, Chordata, Actinopteri, Toxotidae. Bases 106 to 2553 code for a protein of 815 amino acids. The record is from RefSeq and is a predicted model, not a curated record. The transcript has 6 exons. Gene Ontology annotation, molecular function: G protein-coupled receptor activity. Gene Ontology annotation, biological process: G protein-coupled receptor signaling pathway.
CUGUUACAGUUGUUGUUAGUGGCGUCUUUCUCUCAGGCUGAGGAGCCGGUGUGCAGGCUGAGAGGGGAUCCUGAGAGUCCUCAGCUGUCUAAGGACGGGGACAUUAUGCUGGGGGGAAUCUUCUCUUUCCACAGCAGCUGGAAGGAAAGAAGAGAUACCUACAUGCACAAACCACUGCCACUGGAAUGUAUCAGUCUGAAUUUCAGAGAGUUCCAGUUUGCCCAGGCUAUGGUUUUUGCCAUCGAGGAGAUUAACAACAGCACAGUCUUGCUGCCUGGCAUCUCUCUGGGAUAUAAAAUGUAUGAUACUUGUGGAUCCACUGCCAGAAGUGUGAGAGUUGUACUGGCCUUGGCUAAUGGAAAUGAAAUUUUAUCUGCUCCCUCUGAGGCACCAUGUACCAGACCUGCACAGGUGCAGGCCAUUAUGGGAGAAAGUUCUUCUUCUCCUAGUAUGGCUAUGUCUACUGUUAUUGGACCUUUUAAUAUCCCACUGAUCAGUCACUUUGCCACCUGUGCUUGUCUCAGUGACAAAACCAAGUACCCAUCCUUCCUCAGAACAAUAACCAGUGACUACUAUCAGAGCAGAGCUCUGGCCCAGCUGGUCAAGCAUUUUGGUUGGACUUGGGUUGGAGCUAUCAGAACCAAUGAUGAUUAUGGUAAUAAUGGGAUGGCUACAUUCAUAGAAACUGCACAGCAGCUGGGAAUCUGUCUGGAGUACUCUGUGUCUUUCUUUAGAACAGAUCCACCAGACAAAAUACAAAAAAUGAUUGAGAUUAUGAAGGCUUCCACCUCCAAGGUGAUUGUCGCUUUCCUCUCCCUCAUGGAUAUGGAUGUGCUAAUACAUGAGUUUUCCCACCACAAUUUGACUGGAUACCAGUGGGUAGGCAGUGAGGGCUGGAUCUUUGAUGCCCAAACUGCAGAACUGGAUACGCAUCAUAUUCUGGAUGGUGCCAUAGGCCUGUCCAUCCCCAAAACACAUGUCAGCGGCAUGAGAGAGUUCAUACUGGAUGUGAAGUCUCUCAAUUCAUCUAGUAAUGAAAUGUUUACUGAAUUCUGGGAGACGUUAUUUAGCUGUAAGUUCAAGCAGUCAGAGUCAUCAGCAGAGAAUCAGAGAGAAUGUACUGGACAUGAAGAUUUGACUGGAGUGCAUAACAGCUUCACUGAUAUGUCCCUCAUGCCUAUAUUUAACAAUGUUUACAAAGGAGUGUAUGCUGUGGCUCAUGCACUUCAUAGUAUUCUGGGCUGUAAUGAAACAUGUAACAACAAGGUGCAGCUAGAUCCAUUCACGAUUUUACAGCACAUAAAAAAGGUUCACUUCAAAACAAAGGAAGGAGAUGAAGUUUUCUUCAAUGAGGACGGAGACCCAGCAGCAAAGUAUGAAAUUAUAAACUGGCAGCCAAGAGAAAAUGAUGUUGUGGACUUUGUCAUGGUUGGUCUCUAUGAUGCAUCUUUACCUGCAGAAAAGCAGCUGAAUCUGCACAAUAAGACUUUAAUUUGGGCAAAGAACUCAACACAGGUGCCUGUGUCAGUCUGCAGUGAGAAAUGUCCCCCAGGAACUCGUAAGGUUCUCCAGAAAGGAAAGCCUGUCUGCUGCUAUGACUGUAUAAGAUGUGCAGAGGGAGAAAUAAGCAACAUUACAGAUUCUGUCACCUGUGUGAGAUGCCAACCUGAAUUCUGGUCAAAUGAGAGAAGAGAUGCUUGUGUAAAGAAGGAGGCAGAGUUUCUAUCAUAUGAAGAAAUUAUGGGAGCACUGCUCACUGCAGCGUCACUGUUUGGAACAUGCAUGACUGUAGCUGUUGCAUUCAUUUUUUUCAGACACAGGAAAACUCCUAUUGUCAGGGCCAACAACUCUGAGCUGAGCUUCCUGCUGCUCUUCUCCUUGACUCUGUGUUUCCUGUGCUCUCUGACCUUCAUCGGCCGGCCCUCUGAGUGGUCCUGCAUGCUGAGACACACAGCAUUCGGCAUCACCUUUGUCCUGUGUAUCUCUUGUGUUCUGGGGAAAACUAUCGUGGUGUUAAUGGCCUUCAGGGCCACACUUCCAGGCAGUAAUGUGAUGAAAUGGUUUGGACCUGCACAGCAGAGACUCAGUGUUCUGGCUUUCACUCUCAUACAGGUUGUUAUAUGUAUCAUGUGGUUAACAAUUUCUCCUCCUUUUCCAUUGAAGAAUUUUAAGGACUUCAAGGACAAAAUCAUCUUAGAGUGCGCUCUGGGCUCAGCUCUGGGCUUUUGGGCUGUACUUGGGUAUAUAGGAGUUCUGGCCAUGUUAUGUUUUGUUCUUGCUUUUCUGGCUCGGAAACUGCCUGAUAACUUUAAUGAAGCCAAAUUUAUCACCUUCAGCAUGUUGAUAUUCUGUGCAGUGUGGCUCACUUUCAUUCCAGCAUAUGUCAGCUCUCCUGGGAAGUUCAGUGUUGCUGUGGAAAUAUUUGCUAUCCUGGCCUCCAGCUUUGGACUGCUCAUUUGUAUUUUUAUUCCAAAAUGUUACAUUAUCUUAAUGAAACCAGAGAAGAAUACAAAAAAGAAUAUGAUGGGGAAGGCAGCACCAAAAUCAUUCUGA